Hippocampus zosterae (dwarf seahorse) is the source of this 5462-nucleotide messenger RNA. It is a transcript of the gene grip1, whose product is annotated as glutamate receptor interacting protein 1. Gene Ontology annotation, molecular function: nuclear glucocorticoid receptor binding. The coding region runs from base 208 to 3537 and encodes 1109 amino acids. Gene Ontology annotation, biological process: neurotransmitter receptor transport, endosome to postsynaptic membrane. The record is from RefSeq and is a predicted model, not a curated record. Lineage: Eukaryota; Metazoa; Chordata; Actinopteri; Syngnathiformes; Syngnathidae. The transcript has 25 exons.
CUAGAGAGAGAGAGAGCAAGAGAGAGAGACGGUGGGGGUCUCGCGUGCCGAAGAAGAGGCGAGGGAGAAGGCAGAAGAGGAAGUGCACGCGGAGGUGGAGCUCCUCCACGAAGCUAAAGCUAACUAGCUAACAUGUUGCCGCCGCUGCUGGUGCUGCGUGUCUACUAGCGGGCCGCCCUGGACUCCCUAUCCGCCCUGAGGUGCAUCAUGCCCGGAUGGAAGAAGAACAUCCCGGCCUGUCUGCAAGCGGACCAGGAAGGAGAUGAAGGUCCGUACACCAAACACUCGGCGGGCUCGCGUCCGUCGGACGGCGCGCUGGCCAUCCGGAGGCAGAGCAUACCAGAUGAGUUCCGGGGGUGCACGCUGGUGGAGCUGAUGAAGAAGGAAGGCACCACGCUGGGGCUGACCGUGUCAGGCGGCAUCGACAAGGACGGGAAGCCGCGGGUGUCCAAUCUGAGGCCGGGGGGCAUCGCCGCCAGGAGCGACCAGCUGAACGUGGGCGACUACAUCCGCUCCGUCAACGGCAUCAACUUGGCCAAGUUCCGCCACGACGAGAUCAUCAGCCUGCUGAAGAACGUGGGCGAGCGCGUGCUGCUGGAGGUGGAGUACGAGCUGCCGCCCGUCUCCGUGCAGGGUUCCGGCGUCGUCUUCAAGACGGUGGAGGUGACGCUGCACAAGGAGGGAAACAGCUUCGGCUUCGUCAUCAGAGGCGGAGCCAACGAAGACAGGAACAAGUGUCGGCCCAUCGUGGUCGCCACCGUGCGCUCGGGGGGGCCGGCCGACAGGGAAGGCAGCGUCAAGCCCGGCGACCGUCUGCUGAGUAUCGACGGCAUCCGUCUCCACGGCAACACGCUGGGGGAGGCCAUGAGCGUUCUCAAGCAGAGUGGACAGGAAGCCACCAUGCUGCUGGAAUACGACGUCUCCGUCAUGGAUUCGGUGUCUUCGGCUUCGGGUCCUCUGCUGGUGGAGGUCGCCAAGGCGACGGGCUCCAGCCUGGGCGUGGCCCUGUCCUCGUCCACCUUCUGCAACAAGCAGGUCAUCGUCAUCGAUAAGGUCAAGCCGGCCAGCAUCGCCGACAGGUGCGGCGCCCUCCACGCCGGCGAUCACAUCCUGUCGGUGGACGGCAAGUCCAUGGAGUUCUGCUCCCUGGCCGAAGCCACGCAGCUGCUGUCCGCCUCCUGCCACAACGUGCGCUUGGAGAUCCUGCCGCAGCACCGGACCCGGCCGGCCCUCAACGCGCCGCAGCAAGUCAAGGUGCAGCGUUCUCCCCGCCCCCUCCCCUGGGAGACCGGAAGCUCCGCCCCCAUCCUCCCCCCUUACCACUACAACACGUACCAUCCCGACCAGUCGGGCGCCAGGUGGCACAACCGCCAUCCGAACGAGUCGUCCCUGGGCCACACGUUCUCGCCGGGCUCCAUGUCGGCCUACAGCCUGUCGUCCCUCAACAUGAGCGUCCCCAGGAGCGCCUAUCCCACCAGUCCGCGGGGGACGCUGGCGCGCAAGAAGCCGAAGAAGAAGGACUUCAAGAGCUCCCUGUCUUUGGCGUCCAGCACGGUGGGCCUGGCCGGUCAGGUGGUCCACACGGAGACCACGGAGGUGACCUUGCCGGGCGACGGCGUGGCGGGCUUCGGCCUCCAGCUGCAAGGCGGCGUCUUUGCCACCGAGACGCUCUCCUCGCCGCCGCUCAUCGCCUACAUCGACCCCGACAGUCCCGCCGAGAGGUGCGGCAUCCUGCAAAUAGGCGACAGGAUCUUGUCCAUCAACGGCGUUGCCACCGAAGACUCCACCUUGGAAGAAACCAAUCAGCUGCUCCGAGACUCCUCCAUUCCCGCGCAACUCACCCUGGAGAUCGAGUUCGACGUGGCCGAAUCGGUCAUCCCUUCCUCCGGAACCUUCCACGUGAAGCUGCCCAAGAAGCCGGGAGUGGAGCUGGGAAUCACCAUCAGCUCUCCAUCCAACAGGAAAGCCGGAGACCCCCUCAUCAUCUCCGACAUCAAGAAGGGCAGCGUUGCUCACAGGACGGGCACGCUGGAGCUGGGAGACAAGCUGCUGGCCAUCGACAACGUCCGCGUGGAGACCUGCUCCAUGGAGGAGGCGGCGCAGAUCCUGCAGCGCUGCGAGGACCUGGUCAAGCUCAAGAUACGCAAAGACGAGGACAACUCCGACGAGCAGGAGGUGUCGGGGAGCAUCAUCUACACGGUGGAGCUGCAACGCUACGGAGGCCCCCUGGGCAUCACCAUCUCGGGCACCGAGGAGCCUUUCGACCCCAUCAUCAUCUCCUCGCUCACCAAGGGAGGCCUGGCAGAGAGGACGGGCGCCAUCCACGUGGGCGACCGCAUCCUGGCCAUCAACAGCAGCAGCCUGAAGGGCAAACCGCUGAGCGAGGCCAUCAGUCUCCUGCAGCAGGCGGGCGAGACCGUCACGCUCAAGAUCAAGAAGCACGGCGAGCUGUCCGGUCCAAUGUCCUGCGUGAUCGGCCCGGGCCUGGAAAACCACGACGGCGAGGGGGGAGAGGAGUCGGCGGUCGGCGCGGCUCCCCCUACGGCUCAGAGGCCGUCCGUCGGCAGCGCCGUCGAGUCCUGGGACGGAUCCCACGCCGACGCCUGCUUCGCCGUCCCGGCUCCUUCCUUCCACCCGUCGCCGUUCCCCUUCCACGAGUGGCGCAACGCCAAGACCGGCAACAGCCGAUCGCGGGGCGACCCGCCGGCGGAUCUGUCGUCGGGCCUCGGCGACGACUGGGAACACGUCGCGCUGGGCGGGUUCACGGUGGGUCAUGACGGGACAGAACCGGAUCAGGAGGAGAACUUCUGGUCUCAGGCUCUGGAGGAUCUGGAGACAUGUGGACAGAGCGGAAUCCUCAGAGAACUGGAGGCCACCAUCAUGUCCGGCUCGGCCCUCAGCCUGAACCACGAGCCGCCCCCCGCCCGCACCUCGCUGGGCCGCCAGGCCAGCUUCCAGGAACGCAGCAGCGCCCGCCCCCAGGUGAGCCCACGCUCCAACACCUUGCCCUCCGACCCCCAGCGCCGAGCCUUCGCCAUGAAGAAGAUGAGACAGGAAGUCAACGACAUCCUCAACCAGACGCCGGUAGAACUUCACAAGCUGACUCUGGAAAAGUCUUCCGAUUUGGAGGACUUCGGUUUCAGCGUGUCAGACGGCGUUCUGGAUCGCGGCGUUUACGUCAACAACAUCCGCGGCGGCGGCCCGGCGGAGCGCGGGGGCCUGCAAGCGUACGACCGCCUCCUGCAGAUCAACCACGUGCGCACUCGGGACUUCGACUGCUGCUUGGUGGUACCGCUCAUCGCCGAGUCAUCAAACCGCUUAGAUCUGGUCAUCAGCCGAAACCCCGCCUCCUCGGCCAGCCCGCUGACCAAUCACGCAGAAAGCACCGACAACGGCCACGCCCCUCCGCUGACGGGUCACCGGAAGGAAGGGCGAGAAGACGCGAGCGAGGACGACGCGCCAAUCAAGUGGAAGAAACCCGGGGACGGGCUGGGGGCCGGCUUCGGGGCGGGGCUAGUCACCAACACUUCUGUAUAGGAUUGAAUGGGCUACGUCCCCCUUGGUGCUCCACACACAACCUCUGAACUUUGAGUUUUGAAAGCAGCCCGAAAGCACACGCGCACAUGCCGGUCCUCAUCCUGAUCUGAAUUCUGAUCCGACUCCUGUCCCACUGGACCCUCUGACCCCAUCCCUGAUUGGAUUACGAUCCCAAUGCCGAUAUAAUGACAAGUCCUAAAUCUACUACUGAUCCUGUUCUUGAGGCCAGUUCUGAUCCCAUUCUGGAUCCCGCUCGAAACCUGCAUAUCCUGACCGAAGUUAUCAUCGCCAUCUCACUACUGAUUCAACUCCAAAUCCUCAUCUACUGAUCUUGAUCUGGCAGCAAAUCCAGAUCCCACGACUCGUGCUGAUACCAGUCCAAAUCCAAAUCUCCUGGUUCCAGAUCACGCUAUGGAUCCAGAUCCACUCCAACUAAGCCUCCACACUCCGGUCUUCGGGGGACAUGGUCUGGAGCAGGAACCAGAAUUCUAACAGGAGCACAGCAGCAGCAGCAGCACACUGACUGAGGAUUGGUCGCUCUUUCUGACCGAUUGGCUCCAAGGAGAUGCCCAAGCACAGACGAAUGGAUUUCUCCUGAUCCAAAGCGGAUGGAGUAUCCGCAUCGGAACUGGACUUGCCAUGAAAAUGCUCCUUGAGUGGAGGAAUGCGUUUAAAAACAAAACAAAAAACAUGAGAAUAUAAACUCAAGAAUCAUUGUGAUUACACUGACAGAAACUGAGCAGUUAAUAUUAUUAUUGUUAUUAUUAUUUUGGGCGGGAGGUUUUAAAAUUUACACUUGUUGACUGGCCACACUGUGUAAGUCUGAACUUGGGUGCGUGCGUGUGUUGUCCCGUCCCCCGUCGCCCUCACUCACACACCCUGUUAACCCCUCACCGUCCCUCAGCCAAUAGGCUGACAGGCACAAUGACCCCAUUACACAGAUUGAUCAAUCAAUGACGCCUGACUGAUUGGUUCUCUUCUGACCACACACACACAGGCCAAAAAUGAGCAUGACCCCGCCCCCUCCCUCCAGUAACUGUGAAUUCUUAUGCUAAUUAAUUGUGUGUUGUCACUUUUCUCUGUUUGUUUGUUUGUUUGUUUCCAUGACGACCGGACCUCACAAAGUCCCAAAAAGAAAACAAAGGUUGAGUCCUCCUCAUCGACGUGGUUUCUGAGCCAUUUCAACAUUUUAGGAAACAUGCUGUGACACGUACGUGACGUCAACAUUAAGCUGCUAGCUCUCUUGCCUCAUUAGGAAGUCGACAUUUUCAUACGGCUCUGAAAAAAAGAAAAAAAAAGAAUAUGCUGCUGUAUUGACUUGUAAUUGGCAGCCGUUUGCUUGGGUGCGAUUGGUCGCUCGAAAUAAUUUUAGUUAGCCGUGAAGCUGUUUGAACCACGGCGCCCACUUGUGGCUAGCAAACAAAGCGCACACAGCUACCUUGUGGCUAACAAGAUGCUUAGCACAAGGCUAACAGAGGGCUCGCUCAUCGCUACGGCUGAGCUAACUUCAACGAAAAAGAGUUGGCGUUAACAAUUUCCGCCCAAAGAAAGGGGCCUUGGGGGCGUGGCUUCAGGAAUGCUCGCCAGAAAGCCAUACACAGACAGACACGCGUGCACACACACACACACACAACGUGUUGUUUGUAAGCGUGUAUUGUGCGUGCACAACGUGACAGGAUUUUGCACACGCAGAGGCACAUUGUACUGCCGUCGGAAAAGGACAUUUGACUUUCAUGUAGCUUCACCAACCAAACAAACAAAUGAACGAGUGAACCAACGUUUCAGGAACACUGACGAUGUUGUAAAGUAUUUUUGUACAAAUUUCAUACUUUGGUAGCAUGACGUUCCUGCUGUGUGUCCUGCUGUCUCCACCUUUCUUUGUGCGCUCGACUACUGAGCAACAAUAAACACCAACUACUCAUGAA